GCAACUAUGGGGAGAGUGGGGGUAGAACCAACCGGGUACCUUGUGGUUACGGGAAGACAAUUCUCCCCAUGAGCUACAGCCGACCCCCAAAACAUGAUGAAAUGUGAUGAGUUAACAUGUCAAUAUGUCCUACCCCCUUAAUAAGCGGUCCAUGUGACGCCUGAAGAGUUUUAAUCCCGACACGUUUAACUUUCAACAGCAAAUUUACGUUGAAAUUGAUUUUUGCAGAAUAAUCCAAUAAUUUUGGGGGAUAAAAUGCAGAGAAGAUUUAUAAAUACAAUCUUCUUUUUGCAGACGGUGGCAGAGCACCAUGUCUUCCAUCAUUCAGCCCUCUAACAUAAUUACUCAAUGUGCCAUGCAAUGAUUUUAUUGGGUCUUCAGCUGUCGUGUAGGAUCCAGGGAAAGGCAGUUCUACACAUUCAAAAAUAUUUAUGCUUUUUCUCUGAAGUCACUGCGUUGUUGCUGAAAUAGACCAGGUCACCACCUCUGACCUUUUGAGAUUGGGACCUAUUUUUUAAGGAGGCCCAGGACGUCUGCUAGUGGCUUAAUAUAGUCGGGCUUAAAUGCGAGCCAAGAUGGUGUUAACGACUCUGCUACUCAAAUGUGUGUGACCCAGUUUCAGCUUCAUACAGUACCAUGGAGUGUGUGUGUGGGGGAGGAUAGCACCCUCAGGUGUUUAUUCCAAAGCAGGACAGGGAGGCAGUCCCGUUAUAAAAACGGCUCUAUGGGCUACAGCGUGCUUGGAAGCCACUGUGAAAUGGGAUGUGUUCAGAUAAAGUGGGAACAGAAGUUUGUACUUAUGACCUCUGAGACUAACUAAGUACAUAUACUUACGUGCUCUCUACUUCAUUACAUUUUUUAGACCUGUACUAUACUUGAGUCAUGCUACUUAUUGUAUUUUGUACUCCACUAAAUAGAUGUAAAAGCUUUAGUUACCGGUUAGACCUACUUUGCAGAUUCAUAUUAUUAAAACUAAAUACAAUCAACUAAUAGAUUAUGACAAAGUAGUUCAAAUAGCUCCACAUUUAUCAGCUAAAUUGAAACAAUAUCUGCUUCUAACCUGAGCCAUUUCUGCCAAUAGGGUACUCUUACUUUUGAAAGUUGCAAAGUAUAUUUUGAUGUUAAUAUACUUUUGUGAGUAAGGGACAUUUUGAAUGCAGGCUUGAGUAAAAGAUCUGAGCGCUGGAUGUUAAAGAAACAUCGACAGAGCAUGCUGGGAUAUUGAGUUCUCUAUGUUCACUGACUCUCAUUCAGCUAUGAACGCGAAAUAAGUCAUUUCUUUGCAUUUUCAAUAACCUAAAAUAACAAAAGCUGUUCUUUCUGCGACGACAGGAGAACAACAUUAAGGGGGCGGGUCGACCGGAAGUGGCGUCAGUCGUGAGUUUCGGAAACAAAGCACGUGUCUGAGGGAGCUGCAGGAAGAACAUGAGCGCUCAGCUCUGGCUGCUCGAGAGGCCUCAGUACUAACAGACCAGCGUCCGCACCGAGAUUUCAUGACCGUGACCGUUAACCGGAAACACAGGACUCUCCCCGGCUGCUCGCACCGUUAAGUGACCGAGAAGAAGUGCGACACACGCGCGGGGGCGAAAGGAAGAAAGUUGUCGGUCUCUGGUCCCGGGCCCGUGUGUGUGUGUGUGUGUGUGUGUGUGUGUGUGUGUGUGUCUUGUUUACGGGGCCUCUCGUCGCCUGUGCCGUUUGUCACGUUAUUUUAGUUAAUUAGUUUUCACACUGAAAGGACCAGCGAGGGCUCAUCGGGACAUCAUGGCGGACUUCCUGAUCAGCGGUCAAACCGGUUACAUCCCAGACGACGGGCUGUCGGGACUGCAGCUGUUCAACGGAGGAGACGGGCUCACAUACAAUGACUUUCUGAUUCUGCCAGGCUACAUCGACUUCACAUCAGAACAAGUGGACUUGACCUCAGCGCUCACCAAGCAAAUCACCAUGAAAACGCCCCUUGUCUCCUCUCCCAUGGACACCAUCACAGAGGCCAACUUGGCCAUCGCUAUGGCACUCACGGGGGGCAUCGGCUUCAUCCACCACAACUGCACGCCAGAGUUCCAGGCCAAUGAAGUUCGCAAAGUCAAGCGCUAUGAGCAGGGCUUCAUCACAGACCCGGUGGUGAUGAGCCCCGGCGAGCGCGUUCGAGACGUCUUCCAGGCCAAAGCGCGCAAUGGCUUCUGUGGAAUCCCCAUCACGGACAACGGAAAAAUGGGCGGCAAGCUGGUGGGCAUCAUCUCGUCUCGAGACAUCGACUUCCUGAAGGAGGAGGAGCACAACCUGCCACUGAGUGAGGUGAUGACGAAACUAGAGGAUCUCGUGGUUGCCCCUGCUGGAGUGACACUAAAAGAAGCCAAUGAAAUCCUCCAGCGGAGUAAGAAAGGUAAGCUGCCCAUAGUGAACGAGGAGGGGUCCCUGGUGUCCAUCAUUGCCCGCACAGACUUGAAGAAGAACAGAGACUUCCCUCUGGCCUCCAAAGACUCGCGCAAACAGCUGCUGUGUGGCGCCGCCAUCGGCACCCACAACGACGACAAGUAUCGACUGGACCUGCUUGUGCAGAGUGGGGUGGAUGUGGUUGUACUGGACUCUUCUCAAGGCAACUCAAUCUUCCAGAUCAACAUGAUCAAAUAUAUCAAAGAAAAGUAUGAAAAUCUACAGGUCAUUGGAGGCAAUGUGGUGACUGCAGCUCAGGCCAAGAACCUGAUAGACGCAGGAGCUGAUGGGCUGAGAGUGGGGAUGGGCAGCGGCUCCAUCUGCAUAACGCAGGAAGUGCUGGCGUGCGGCAGACCCCAGGCCACAGCUGUCUACAAGGUAUCGGAGUACGCCAGGCGGUUUGGUGUGCCGGUCAUCGCUGACGGCGGCAUCCAGACGGUUGGGCACAUUGCCAAAGCCUUGGCACUGGGAGCAUCCACAGUGAUGAUGGGCUCUUUGCUGGCUGCCACCAGUGAAGCUCCCGGGGAAUACUUCUUCUCCGACGGCAUCAGGCUAAAGAAAUACCGCGGCAUGGGCUCCCUGGAUGCCAUGGAUAAGAACCUGGGCUCCCAGACCAGAUACUUCAGUGAGUGUGACAAGAUCAAAGUGGCUCAGGGCGUGUCUGGAGCGGUGCAGGACAAAGGCUCCAUCCACAAGUUUGUUCCCUACCUGCUGGCUGGGAUCCAGCACUCCUGUCAGGACAUCGGAACCAAGAGCCUCACACAGCUCAGAGCCAUGAUGUACACCGGAGAUCUAAAGUUUGAAAAGAGAACAACUUCGGCUCAAAUGGAGGGUGGAGUCCACAGCCUGCACAGUUAUGAGAAACGUCUGUUUUGAGAAGACGCCAAACCGAGAAUCCUUCCAACAGACACAUUAUGCAAACACACCUUUCAUUCAUAUCCACACACACCACUAACUCUUCAUACAAGUUGGUUUCUAAAGAUGAGCCCUCUACUUCCAAGGAUCCAUCAAGUCUUCCUGCCAGUGUCAUCUAUGCAUCGUGUGUGUGUGUGUGUGUGUGUGAAGAAUGGGAAUUAAGCAUUUAUCAAUCAGUGCACGUGUGAUCCCUCAAUGCCUUUCAAGUUGUCAUUAAAAUAAAUGUCUGGAGUAUCCAUGUUGAGGCAAAACAAGUUGUCCAAUAAUAAAAGCUUAUGUGUUUUUCCACAA
This is a messenger RNA of Cyclopterus lumpus (lumpfish), 3636 nucleotides long. It is a transcript of the gene impdh2, whose product is annotated as IMP (inosine 5'-monophosphate) dehydrogenase 2. The transcript is spliced from 14 exons. The record is from RefSeq and is a predicted model, not a curated record. Gene Ontology annotation, biological process: GTP biosynthetic process. Gene Ontology annotation, molecular function: IMP dehydrogenase activity. Lineage: Eukaryota; Metazoa; Chordata; Actinopteri; Perciformes; Cyclopteridae. Gene Ontology annotation, cellular component: cytoplasm. The coding region runs from base 1762 to 3306 and encodes 514 amino acids.